This is a messenger RNA of Coccidioides posadasii C735 delta SOWgp, 1606 nucleotides long. RefSeq lists its product as uncharacterized. NCBI's taxonomy places the organism in Eukaryota, Fungi, Ascomycota, Eurotiomycetes, Onygenales, Onygenaceae. Gene Ontology annotation, biological process: protein folding. Gene Ontology annotation, molecular function: Hsp70 protein binding; Hsp90 protein binding. Gene Ontology annotation, cellular component: cytosol; nucleus. The record is from RefSeq and is a predicted model, not a curated record.
AAAAGGGACAGUCAUUUUGAUAUUCAUAGACGAUGGUUGAGUUUUAUAUCUAGAGGGUCUUCUGUAUCUCUCUACCUUGCUGUCUCGAAGAUUGAAUUUCCUACUUGGUGUAGCCACCCUUUACCCCGUAGACUGUUUCAAUUGGGUGGCAGAACCAGCGCUUUCACUCUUAAGUUGAUUAAAGGCCACCUUUAAACUCCUCCGUCACCACCAAAAAACCAACAUCAAGCUCCCUCUCCAAAGCCUAUCUCCCAUUCCCUUCAAUAACAUCCUUAGAUCCCAGAUUAUCCAUUCCAUAACCUAGAUACUUCAGAAUACCAAAAAAGAAAAAAGAAAAGAAAAGGAAAAGGGCUUCAACCCCAAGGACUCCAUACCAACAUGGCCUCUCCGGCCCAAGUCUUCUUGCAGCACCCUCUCCAUCUCGACCCAACCUCCAAAGCCAUCUCUGCCCCAAAUACCUCAUAUCCCGGCCUCUCCACCGAGCUCGACGCCCUCAACUCCCUGCACCGCUCCAUUCUGAACCUCGACAGCCCCAAUGUCCCUCCCCCGCCGCGACCGGUGAACCCGAAACGCAGCGCCCAAGUCUCCAAGCUGCGCGAUUCCGCAAACACGGCAUAUCGCAAGUCCGCUUUCGCAGAGGCCAUCAGACUAUACAGCUAUGCGAUCGACAUGGCCAUGCAACGGCCCGCGUGGGAACCGCUUGGCUUGGUGCGAGAGGAACUGGCUCCGCUCUACUCAAAUCGUGCUCAGGCACACAUGUCCCAGCAGCAGUGGCCCGAAGCGUGGGUCGAUGCGCAGCUUAGCAUUGAAUGCAACGAUGAAACCAACACAAAGGCUUGGUGGAGGGGUGGAAAGUGUUUGAUCGAGAUGGGAAGAUGGGAGGAGGCCAUCGACUGGCUUCAGAAAGGCUUGGAAGCUGAAGGAAGGGGCUCUGAUGGAGGGCGUGAACUGAAAACCCUAUUGGAUGACGCCGAGAAGGGGCUAGAGAAGAUGGGACAGGGCGUGUGAAAUCAUUCUAUUUUCUCGAGUUGGUUUUUUUACAAUUACAUGGGAAGAAUUGGCUUGUUGAUGCAUGUAUGGCAUUGUUUGAAACUCUACUGCGGCGCCCUGGUGAUUCCUUGCGGUCUACACAUUCGCAUUAUAAUACUUGCUUCUCUGCUUCUGUAUCAUUCUUUGCCUUUGUUUACCCUUUUCCCUCCCCUUUUCUUCCCCUUCUGGUGGUGGCCCACUGUCUCAAGAUCCAAGGAUCCUUUUGAUGCUAUUCAUGGUUCCCCAUGUUCAGAGCAGUUUCGAGCCAGGUGUCCUCUUGAAUGGAUUCCCUCGGCACCGCAGGUGUGGCGCUGUCUUCAUUGCCAAACAUCUCCGCUGUUAAAUCCAGCAACCAUGCAAGGGCCCCCAAGGGUCAUGGUUUUUCCAUGCACCAAUUAAUUAUAUAGAUCUUAGUUUUUUUGAGUGCAAGGGUUGUGGGUCGCGAUGCCGCUGGGACAAAAUCCUACCAGUAAUAUUUAGGGUAGGGUAUCGCAUGGAUCUCAAAAGGUACUCCAUGGCAAAUUGAUAGCUGGGCCUAGAAUAGACAGUUCAUGACUUGUCCGAUCUUGCUUCGGCA